GAGAGAGGACGCGCGCUCUUUUUUUCCCUUCGCUCGUUGGCGCCUCGGAACUCGAGCAUUAUGAGAUGGAACGCCGGCAAGAUCCUGAAGGUCGCCCUCCCGGUCGCUCUCCUCGCCGUCUUCGCCUUCGUCACACAGCCCAGAAACCUGAGUCUCCUGAGGGAGGACCACAACGUCACCCUCGUCUUAUCGGCCAGGCAGAUGAAGGCGAUGAUGGAGGCGAGGCAGCCGAAACAGACGCAGCACGAGACAAAAGUGGACUCAAAAGGGGACACCAGAAAGGAAAAGCCUCUCUUAGCCUCGGAAGACAUCGUGGUGAUUAACAAUAAAGUGUACGAUCGAAAUGAAGUGAACCUGACAGCGUUACAGACACAGACGCAGACGCUGAAGAAGGUUUUAGUCAACAAGAGAGAAAACCGGACACACCUUUGGCCUCCGACGCUCGAGCUCUCAGACGCGGCCUUCCUCGAGCACCUCGACUACUCGAAGUACAGGCCGAAGGAGCGCUCCGUCCUCAGGAGGCGCGUCGGCGUGUUCGUGGAGCGGGCGCGGCGGGUCGGGCGAGUGUGCCGCGCCGCCCCGCCGCCAGCCGCGCCCCCGAACGCAGCCGCUUCGUGUGGGAUCGCAAGCACUCGCCGGGCAUCGUCUUCUGUCCGAAUUACAAGUUUGCGUGAGAGGCCUGAGCAGCUGGGCGUGAAACCCCUUUAUAGUGAACAAGAGGUCGUUGAGACAAGGAGAAAGACCUCGAUAAAACGGCCGAUUUUGGUUUUAUUCACAACAGGUUUACACAGUAGACAAGGAAGUACACAUGGAUAG
Penaeus vannamei (Pacific white shrimp) is the source of this 816-nucleotide messenger RNA. Lineage: Eukaryota; Metazoa; Arthropoda; Malacostraca; Decapoda; Penaeidae. The record is from RefSeq and is a predicted model, not a curated record.